UUUGAACGCGAGGUUAUAUAUCACGUGACCGCGCACCACGCUUGGAAAGAAAAUCAUGGCGGACGCUAGUCAAUACAGUUACUCAACAUCAGCAGGGCAACCAGCCAGCUACUCCUACGGGAGUUAUGGCGCCUCAACAGAUGCCAGUACUUACCAACAACAACCACCAGCAGCAGCUACAUAUGGACAACAGCCUGCAGCCUAUGGUCAACAGGGAUACACUGGUUACGAUCAGAGUGCAUAUUCACAGGCCCCACAGUCUGCAGCAACAACACAGCCAGCUACAUAUACUCCACCAGAGAGCUAUGGUCAAACUUCAGCAGGACAAGUACCAGCUUAUGGUUCCUAUGGACAACAGAGCUACACACAGCCUGCCAGUACAGACUACAGUCAGUCACAAACGACACCUUCCUACUCAUCAGGUUCAUAUGGAGGUCAACAGAGUUACAGUUCAUCUUCCUACGGUGACACCUCGCAACAGUCAUAUGGUCAGCAGUCAGGUUACCAGCAACAGCAGCAACCUGCCACCAGUCCAACUGCUUCCUAUGGCCAGCAGAGCUAUGGAGGUAGCCAGCAGUCCACAGGAGGCUAUAACUCUGGCAGCAGUGGUGGGGGUGGGGGAUCUGGCUACGGCGGGGGACCACAGUCCAGCUACGGCAGUGGUGGUGGUGGUGGUGGGGGAGGGGGUUCCUACGGUGGCAAUGGGGGAAGCUCUUUCGGAUCAGGCGGAGGCGGUGGUGGCGGAAGCUCAUAUGAUGACAGACGUAACAACCGAGGAGGAGGAGGAGGAAGUGGUGGUGGUGGUGGUGGUGGAAGCAGCUAUGGCGGAAGUCGUGGAGGGUACAACAAAAGUUAUGGUGGUGGAAGGGAUGAUGACGGUGGCAGUGGACGCCCAGAGAUGGAACAGAUGAUGGACACUAUCUUUGUGUCAGGACUCAGUGAGGAUGCUGAUGAGGACGCUCUUGUCAACCACUUCGGAAGCAUUGGUGUCAUUAAGACUGACCGUAGGACCGGCAAGCCAAAGGUGUGGAUUUACAAGGAUAAGAUAUCUGGCAGACACAAAGGCGAGGCCACCAUUACCUAUGAUGAUAGUGAAUCUGCCAAGGCAGCCAUCAACUGGUUUAAUGAGAAGGACUUCAAUGGAAAGACCAUCAAGGUUGAGAUUGCAGAGAGGAAGAUCAAUCCUCUGGCAAUGAGAGGAGGCCGUGGAGGAGGACGAGGUAGUUUCCGUGGCGAUCGUGGUGACCGUGGUGGCGACCGUGGAGACCGCGGCAGAGGAGGAUAUGGAGGUGGUCGAGGUGGUGGUGGUGGAGGUGGAUCAGAAAGGUCCGGAGACUGGGUUUGCGAUGAAGAUGGCUGUAGCAACAAGAACUUUGCCUGGAGGAAUUCAUGUAAUCUCUGUAAUAGUCCCCGCCCAGACGGUGGUGAUGACGAUGGCGGCUCUGGAGGAUACCGUGGCCGUGGGCGUGGAGGUUUUGACCGUGGGGGUCGUGGAGGAUUUGACCGAGGGCGUGGUGGCCCCAGAGGUGGAGGAGGCCGUGGUGGAUUUGGAGGUGACCGUGGGGGUCGAGGAGGAUAUGGAGACCGUGGAGGACGAGGUGGAUUUGGUGACAGAGGCCGUGGAGGACCUAGAGGUGGACGAGGUGGUUUCGGCGACCGGGGGGGACGUGGAGGAUUUGGUGACCGAGGAGAUAGAGGAGGAAAGGACAGGAUGGACCGUGGAGACCGAAGAUCUAAGCCAUACUAGAGGGGGGAAGUGCUGGGAGGUGUGACUGUGUGUAUCACUGCAACGACAAGGCUGUGAAACCCAAGCUAUAGACAUAUAGACAUUGUACAAAUCAUACAGCAACAGCCGUGUCAGUAAAUUGUGCCCUUGUAACUGUUGCGUGUCCGUUGUGAAUUAAAGACUGUUGUCCAUAAGGAGUAAUGGAACUACUAAGGACAUUAACAUUGAUAGAAAGUUCCAGCUGAGAACAAAAUAGUUGUCCUUUUUAAAUAUUUUAUUGCAUUUUGUAUUGUUUGUUUACCAAAUCUUCAUCUCAAAGAGAUCACUUACAUCAUGUGUCAUAAUUUGGGAAAAUAAACUUCAUCGUCAACUCAU
This is a messenger RNA of Mizuhopecten yessoensis (Yesso scallop), 2101 nucleotides long. Its product is annotated as RNA-binding protein cabeza-like. Gene Ontology annotation, molecular function: transcription coregulator activity; RNA binding. Bases 56 to 1747 code for a protein of 563 amino acids. The record is from RefSeq and is a predicted model, not a curated record. The transcript has 14 exons. Gene Ontology annotation, cellular component: nucleus. Gene Ontology annotation, biological process: regulation of DNA-templated transcription. NCBI's taxonomy places the organism in Eukaryota, Metazoa, Mollusca, Bivalvia, Pectinida, Pectinidae.